Messenger RNA from Trichoderma citrinoviride, 435 nucleotides. RefSeq lists its product as hypothetical. The record is from RefSeq and is a predicted model, not a curated record. Lineage: Eukaryota; Fungi; Ascomycota; Sordariomycetes; Hypocreales; Hypocreaceae. The transcript is spliced from 2 exons. Bases 1 to 435 code for a protein of 144 amino acids.
AUGCCCACCGACGUCGACGAUGCGCACAUCUCCGUGCGCUUCAAGUACGGCAUUCACACUAUUUUCCUCUUCAUCGACUCAUUAGCCCCCUUCUCCUCCGUCACCCAAGAACUGCUAGCCGUCAUUAGAGAAAGAUAUCCCGAUGGCCUCACCAAGUCAACUUCUGCGCCCGAUGAGAAGACGCCGGUGCCAGCUGACGCAAACAUUACCUACGGAGUUCUGCGUGCACCCGCUGAUCCGUCCAAAGGAUGGAAGCCACUGAAUGUCGGCCAAGAUGCCUCAAAUACUCCUACCAAGUGCGGACUCAAGGACAAUAGCAUUGUCGCUUUUGCAUUCCCGCUUGCAAAUGAAGACGAGAUCGAGGCUUUAGAGGGGGGAGACGUUGUAUUUGAGGUUGAGUGGCCGCAGGAGGAUGAGGCGCUUUAUGAGCAGUGA